Messenger RNA from Suillus discolor, 1072 nucleotides. RefSeq lists its product as uncharacterized. Gene Ontology annotation, molecular function: adenyl-nucleotide exchange factor activity; protein-folding chaperone binding. Gene Ontology annotation, cellular component: cytosol; nucleus; membrane. Lineage: Eukaryota; Fungi; Basidiomycota; Agaricomycetes; Boletales; Suillaceae. The transcript is spliced from 3 exons. The coding region runs from base 160 to 858 and encodes 232 amino acids. Gene Ontology annotation, biological process: protein stabilization. The record is from RefSeq and is a predicted model, not a curated record.
CUUGGAAGCAUUUUGUGUUUUAGAUCAUCGGCUCGAGCCGAAGGUUUCAAGCUGUCGUCACUCCACCAAGUCAUCCUCAGCUUCGUGCUGUUUCUUCGCGCGGCGUACUCUUUUUUCCGCGGUACAUUUUUUCACCAGUCCAAACAUCCGUUCUCUACCAUGAUUCAUGUCAAAUGGGACAGGGAGAUACUGCAUUUUCCAGUACCUCCUCCGGAGACUAAGCUCGGAAAACUGAGAACAGACCUAGCAGACUAUACACACCUUCCUCUCGGAUCCUUCAAGCUCAUCCACGCUGGAGCUGUGAUGAAGGAUGAUUCCGCGCCACUGACAGCUUAUAAAAUACGCGAGAACUCUACUAUUGCGCUGAUCGGCGGUCAUUCACUUCCAUCAGCACCGACGACUGCACCACCAGCUAGACCACAACCCAAAGUGAAAGAGCCUCCAACAGAACAAAGCACUAUCACUGCUAUUAGGUCCGAGCUUGAUCGUGUACGGACAACACUGGUACCGGACGUCGACGCGUUGGUCGACGCACUUACUCCACCUGCAGCCACAACCGCGUCAUCUCCCACGUCUGCUCCAACACCCACAUCAGGAAGUACACCAACGCAGUCAUUUAGCUCCACUGCACAAGCUCCUCAUCUCCCCCCUCAUCCUACGUCCGCUUCCUAUACAUCGAAACCCACUUCAUCGGAUCACACGCGCUUAUCCGAACUUCUUUUGCAGUCGUUGUUGCGUCUUGAUGCUAUGCAUCUGGCGGGAUCGGAUUGGCCUGAGGCUCGAGCGGAACGUAAAGCUGCUGUUCGUGAGGUUCAGGGAGUGCUUGACCGGUUGGAUGGGGCUUGGUCGGCGCGGUGAGUGCUGCUAUGCAUGUAGGGUUGGCCCUAGGAUAUAUAGAUGGGAGCUAGCAAGUUCACUGUUGGUAUUAGAGGAUACUCCGGAUGGCACAUACCUUAAUAUACGGUGGAACUUUUGAUCUUUAUCUUUGAAAGGUUCCAGAUUAUGGGCUCAUCCAAGAUAGAAUUCCGACUGAAUUCAUGUUUACUGGAGAACUAAGACUAUUGCGAGUCGG